AUGGUGGUAUCAUGUUUCAUAGAUGGUGAAUGGCUCAUCAGCUGUAAUAAAUAAAUUAUUUAGAAUUGUUUAUAAUAGCUUGCCGUCUUUUAAUAGAUAUAAUAAAAAUCCCCAUUAUAACUACCUAAAAAGAAUCCAAUAUCUCCUGAGGAAUUUUAAUUUAUGAAAUAAAGUAUGUCGUAAAAUAAAGGAUUUCAUUUGAUCUAAUAUCCGAUAAAUGGAUUAAACAACAUGGAACAUACGAAAUGCUCUCCAAUUUAUAGUCUUAAGAAACUGCAGAUUUAGUAUUAAAAUUUUGGUGAAAAUCGCUUGAUUCCAUAUAAUAAAGCAUACCGAAAAUUCCAGAAGAAGACUAAUUUAGACCUAUAAUAGUGCAAAGUCCAAUUAUGAAAUGGCUCGAGCUUAGAUUCCUACAUAAAAUUCAAAAAUUCUGUAAAAAGCACAUCAUUAAAGAAUAGUUUUGUUUCUUAAGAGGUGUUGGAACUCAGGCAUAAAUACUUAAACUCAUAACUAAUGUGCAAAAGUUUGAUAAAAAAGGUGCAGAUAUGCCAAUAUUAAUCACUUUUUAAAUAUAAUGCAUGUAUUGAAUAAAGAAGAAACAAUUUUUCUUAGAAACUUAAUGAGUUUGUAAUAUAUUUAAUGUGAUAAACAAAAAUAGCAUUCAAAAAUGGGGUGCCAUAAGGAAGCGUACUAUCACCGUUUCUAUUUGACAUAUAUACUUGCGUUUUUAUAAAAAAACUGGAUUAAAAUUUUGAUUCAAGGAAAAUAGAUCAUUUUUACCUUUAUGCCAAUGAUUUAGCAUUUAUUUGUAAGUUAUAAAAUAUCCAAUAACUAUUAAAUUGCUUGUAAUCUGUUUCAAGAGAAAUGAAUCUGCAUAUAAAUAUAAAGAAAUGUGCCAUAAUAAUGAUUUGUAAAAAAAAUAUAAAAGAAAUAGUAGAUAUAGCAUAAGCAUAGAGUAACCAUGGCAUUAAUUUUCAGAAGUCUUACAAAUACCUUGGUGUAGAAAUAGAUGGAAAAGGUAGUAUUAAUCGACAUUUAAUGAAUAUUUAGAAAAAAAUAAGUUAUAUAGAGUUACAAGUCUCAAGACUAUCUAGGAAGUUUGCAUUGGGAAAUUAAUUUCUACUGUGGGAUAUAUAUGUAAGACCUUAAAUAUCGUAUAAAUUCCCUUUAAUGUAUACCUAAAAUAAGCGUUGCAGAAAAAAAAAUAGAACUACUAUGGAAACAAAGUUUAAAAAGGAUUAUGGAACUUCCAAAAUUUACUAAAGAUGAAUUUCUACAACUAAUUUAAGGAAACUGCUUAGAUCUUGCCAAGGAAUAGUAAUGGAAAAAUGCGAUAAAGUGCUAAUCUAGACUAGGACUAGAAAUUAUUGAAGAGAAAGCUGGAAAAAGUAAAAAAAACUUAGAAAAUUUUGUUGUUAUGAAUCUUCCUAAUAAUAUCAGAAGAUUGUUUAUGCUAAAUCUUAGAAAGUGCAAAGAGAACCCUAAUUAGAGAUGUUGA
Molecule: messenger RNA, 1498 nt
Organism: Paramecium pentaurelia
Lineage: Eukaryota; Ciliophora; Oligohymenophorea; Peniculida; Parameciidae
Source: the annotation of a GenBank genome assembly